AUGGUUUUAGAUAAGGUCGUGGUGCAACGGAGGCUCGAAUAGGGCAGAGAAUUUGGGGCUGCUGACCUGAAUCUGGUCCCACCCUCUUCGACUAAAACUACCCGCCCAUGGUGGAAGGGACCAGACGGCCAAAUGGAGAUGCCACCAGGCAAUCCAGAGGGAGAGAAGGACACCUCACAACCGCAAGAACAAUGGAAAAAGAACUCCCGGGAGAAUCUUGGUUCAACUACUCAGAUUAGGCAGCAGCCCAGAGACCCUCCUACUGAAAUCCUUGAGCUGGGCCCAGAUCCGAUCAGUCAAAUUCUCGAGAAUCCUCAAGGGACUGAAAAACUGGCCGCUGAACUUGAAGGAGACUCUGAUAGGUCUCAUGGAUCAGCCAGUGAGCUGCCAGAGCCCUUUCAAGCUUCUAAUCUCUGGCACUGUCCUGAUGGGAGCUUCAUCAAGAAGAUAGUAAUCAGCGGCCAAGGAUUGGAUAAACCCAAGCUGGGCUCCCGCUGCCGGGUACUGGUUUUGGGGUUUCCUUUUGGGUCAGGACUGCCAGAGGGCUGGACAGAGCUAACUUUGGGGAUAGGGCCGUGGAGGGAGGAAACUUGGGGAGAGCUCUUAGAGAAAUGUUUGGAGUCCAUGUGUCAAGGUGAGGAGGCAGAGCUUCAGAUCCCUGGGCACCCUGGACCUCCUGUCAGGCUCACACUGGCCUCCUUCACUCAGGGCCGGGACUCUUGGGAGCUGGAGGCCAGCGAAAAGGAGGCUCUGGCUAGGGAAGAACGUGCUCAAGGCACAGAAUUAUUUCGAGCUGGGAACCCUGAGGGGGCUGCCCGGUGCUAUGGACGGGCUCUUAGGCUGCUGCUGACUUUACCCCCACCUGGCCCUCCAGAACGCACUGCCCUUCAUGCCAAUCUGGCUGCCUGUCAGCUGCUGCUAGGGCAGCCCCAGUUGGCAGUCCAGAGCUGUGACAGGGUGCUGGAGCGAGACCCUGGCCAUUUGAAGGCCUUGUACCGAAGGGGGGUUGCCCAAGCUGCCCUUGGGAACCUGGAAAAAGCAACUGAUGACCUCAAGAAGGUGUUGGUGAUAGACCCAAAGAACCGGGCAGCUCAAGAGGAGCUGGAAAAGGUGGUCAUUCAGGGGAAGAAACAGGAUGCUGGGCUGGCUCAGGGUCUACGCAAGAUGUUCGGCUGAUUAAAGGUUCAACCUUAAAAGAGA
Molecule: messenger RNA, 1200 nt
Organism: Trichechus manatus latirostris (Florida manatee)
Lineage: Eukaryota; Metazoa; Chordata; Mammalia; Sirenia; Trichechidae
Gene: FKBPL
Product: FKBP prolyl isomerase like
Exons: 2
Coding region: 133-1176 (347 amino acids)
Cellular component (GO): protein folding chaperone complex
Molecular function (GO): protein binding
Source: RefSeq, a predicted model, not a curated record